CCGAAUUUAACGAGUUUAUUUUACUUAUUAUUAGCGGAAUUGGAUUUUCAUAGUCAUCAUCAAUAUUAAUAAUUAUUUAAAUUCAUUCUCAUCAUCAGAAUAAUAUACUAUAUAUACAUAUAAUAAUUUAAUUUAAUAAUGGUUUAUACAACAUCAUCACGUGGAAGUAUCAGUAUUGUAACUCCUUCACAAAGAAAGAGUUUUUCAUCUUCCCAACCUCCUUCACUAGUCAAUGCCCAAUCCUUGACCAAUCUUCAAAAUAGUCUUUCAAGCUCUUUUAAUACUUCUUCUAAUGUAGUCACUCAAACAGGUGUAACUUCUGUAGGAGAUAAUAAGAAUGGAAAAUCAUGUGCCUUUGUGAAUGUAAUUUUCCCAAAACCAUUCUCCAAACAACCAAUUGUUCAUGGGCAGGUAUUGAUUGAUCAACACACAAUGACCUCUUCAUCUCAAGGUGUUGUAAAGGAAGUUUCAAAUACAUAUGCUGUCACAAUACUUUCAACCACAACAACAGGAUUUUGUUGUGCUGUGAGAAGAGUAUCAAAGAAGAAGGAAAAACCUUGGAUUAGUAAUAUUAGACUUCAAUGGUUUGCCACAUUGCCAUCAUUUUGCAGUGGUAGAACAGUUGUUGGAGUUCCUAAUCCAAUUCAUACACCAAAUGUUAACAUUCCUUCAGGAAUGCAUGGCUCUUCUUCUUCCGAUACUAUCAUGAUGCUUGCCAAUGGUAAUAACAACUCAAUGAUUAUGAAUCCUUCAAUUUCAAGUCAAGCUGCCAAUUCUAAUAAUUUGGUCUAUUUAAUGUCUGUAACUAUUAAUUUACCACCAAUACCAACAAGUUGGAAUCAUGGAUAUAAUGGAUCAACGGCUACCCAUCCUUCAAAACAACACGCUGUUUAUACAUCAACUGGAGAUUUAUAUUCUUCAUCAUUUGAUAGCAAAUCCUUGAUGAAUAGUCAAGUUACUGUUCCUGAAAGUCCAACAGUCUCUACAAAUUUAAUGUACUCGAGCAAUACACCAACACUCAUACCAAGCCAUCCUCCAGUUGUCAUUGUAACACCUCAUUCAUCUGAUGGUAAUUCUGAUGAUACAUUUAUUGCUACUGUUAGAGAAGUUUAUCCAAAUAGAUUUGUUGCUGUUGUGAGGAGAAUUAGUUUUGACAGUGUUUCGAAACCUUGGACACAACCAAUCAAACUCAAUUGGACUGUUUUUUACAAUUCACCUCAAAUUCCAAAUCCAUUCGGAAAGGAUUGCAUUAUCAAAGCUGGAAUUUUACCUGUUGGACAAAAUAUUACAAAUGAUGAUUAUGUUGAUAGAGAAAUUAGAUUUUUACAAAAUGAUAUUCCAAAUAUUCCUGGUAAUGAUUUUGUAAUGCCAAGAAUGGUUAUUUGUACACCAAGAUGUGAUCCUCAACUUCCAAGUAAUGAUAUUCACUCUGUAACUAUCAAGACAAUUUCUCCGUAUGGAUUUUCUGUUAAUUUAAGACAUGCUGACAGUAGAACUUGGCAUCAAAAUUUGUACAUAUGCUAUCUUGCCUUCUAUAAGGUCAAGAGACCAAAGACCAAGAAGAAUGAAUCAGAUGUUGUUUCACAACCAUCCAUCGCCAAGAAGAACAAAACUAAUGGACCAACGGUAGUACCUUACAAUACCCAAAUUUUCAUCAAGAAUUGUACUAAUGGGUUUGUUUUGGAGGCCAAUUUGAAUGACAACUCGGUUGUUAUCACCAGUGAAAAGUCAUUCCUUCUUUCACAAUCUCAAAGAUUUAUAUUUAGAGAAUCUGGAUUUAUAGAAUUAUCUCAAAAUUGCGACUAUGUAUUAGAAUGUAUCACACUGGAAGAAGGUUCAGAUAUUGUUGUUAGCGAGAAACGAGACUCUGACAAUGCAACACAAAAGUGGCUUGUUUUCCAACCAGUCAAUCCACUUUCUACAGAAAGUGUCUGUAUUGCAAACGUUGGUAAUUUGAACCUUGUUUUGGAUUGUGAAAACGGCCGAGGAAGUUCUCCUUACCUAUCAACUCUUAACAUGUCUGUUGGCAGUUCCAGCUCACAACAAGCUGAUGAAACUACACCAACACUUGCUGGUGAAAAUUCACACGAUCAUACUCUCACCAUCAAAGACAAAUCAAAAACUCAACAAUGGAAAUUCACCAUGGUACAAGAGAAUUUAUAAAUUUUCAAUUUACCAUUUC
Messenger RNA from Naegleria gruberi, 2182 nucleotides. RefSeq lists its product as uncharacterized. Bases 139 to 2163 code for a protein of 674 amino acids. The record is from RefSeq and is a predicted model, not a curated record. NCBI's taxonomy places the organism in Eukaryota, Heterolobosea, Eutetramitea, Acrasida, Naegleriidae. The transcript has a single exon.